This is a messenger RNA of Toxorhynchites rutilus septentrionalis, 820 nucleotides long. RefSeq lists its product as uncharacterized. The coding region runs from base 334 to 768 and encodes 144 amino acids. The transcript is spliced from 3 exons. NCBI's taxonomy places the organism in Eukaryota, Metazoa, Arthropoda, Insecta, Diptera, Culicidae. The record is from RefSeq and is a predicted model, not a curated record.
UAAACAGAGAAAUGACGAAUUGCCACAUUGCUGAACUUAUCGACGAGUAAUUCUCUCAACCUGAGACCAAAAGAAACCUUUCGCGGAUAUCAACUUGUAGCCAUCGUUCAAAGGAAACGAUGACUAAGGCGCCGGGUACUCACCGCUUAUCUGUCUCCUCGUGAGUGCCUGCUCCAAAUACAAUCAUAUCAUUGAAAAAUGAAAUCCAGAUAAGAUAAACACCGAUCGGUGUGAAGUACUUUGGUCGAUUAUUCAACAACUCCGGAGACAUUUUGAUGCGACGUGUUUUUCAGUACCUUGGACUUCUUUGAGGUGACCGAAGGACGCUCUAAAAUGGCAACUAAAUGGGUAUGGGCUAGCGCCAGUGGACCCUUUCCACCGAACAUGGUUGAGGGUGGUCAGGACAGCGACGGGUGUCCGAUCUACGUGGGACGUGCGAACCACGCGGGAGAUGUAGUUCCGGCGAAAGUGAUUCCCCAAAAAAACGCCGCCUAUAUCGCACACGGCGGCGAGGAGAUUCUCGUGGAAAGCAUCGAAGUGUUGUGCCAGAAAGAGCUCCUCUGGGAUAAUGCAACCGGUGGUAAUAUUCCUCCGGAUGCGGUUGUUGGUGGAAGUACAGUUGACGGGGAAUUGCUCUACGUUGGACGAGCUGUUCACGAGGGAUCGCAGACGAUUGGCAAAGUGCAACGCUCCCAUGGCUGUCUUUACAUUCCGUACGGUGGAGCCGAGGUUGCCCUCCAAGGUUAUGAAGUGCUCUGUGAGCGGUAAAAUUGCUCCUGAUGAUUCAAGUUUGAUAAUAAAUCCUCAAAACAAUUCAGUA